Pan troglodytes (chimpanzee) is the source of this 1136-nucleotide messenger RNA. RefSeq names its product olfactory receptor family 51 subfamily F member 2 (gene OR51F2). The transcript has a single exon. The record is from RefSeq and is a predicted model, not a curated record. Gene Ontology annotation, molecular function: olfactory receptor activity; G protein-coupled receptor activity. NCBI's taxonomy places the organism in Eukaryota, Metazoa, Chordata, Mammalia, Primates, Hominidae. Bases 66 to 1094 code for a protein of 342 amino acids. Gene Ontology annotation, cellular component: plasma membrane. Gene Ontology annotation, biological process: G protein-coupled receptor signaling pathway.
CAGUGAAUCUUGAAGUGCCAGAGAGGUGUUACAAGUGAUAAACUAUGUAUUAUGUGUUAUGUUAAAUGACUGAAACAUCCCUGUCUUCUCAGUCCUUCCCUAUGUCGGUCCUCAAUAAUACCAAUGCUCAGCCUCUGAUCUUCUUCCUGAUGGGCAUUCCAGGCCUGAAAGCCACCCAGUACUGGAUCUCCAUCCCUUUUUGUCUCCUAUAUGUUGUUGCCAUCUGUGGAAAUAGCAUGAUCCUGUUUGUGGUCCUCUGUGAACGGAGCCUCCAUAAGCCUAUGUACUAUUUCCUCUCUAUGCUUUCAGCCACAGACCUGAGCUUGUCCCUGUGUACACUUUCUACUACCCUUGGUGUCUUCUGGUUUGAAGCCCGAGAAAUCAACCUAAAUGCCUGCAUUGCCCAGAUGUUCUUUCUACACGGAUUUACUUUCAUGGAGUCUGGGGUUCUACUGGCCAUGGCCUUUGAUCAUUUUGUGGCCAUCUGUUACCCACUGAGAUACACUACCAUCCUUACCAAUGCCCGAAUUGCCAAGAUUGGGAUGAGCAUGUUGAUAAGAAAUGUUGCCGUCAUGUUGCCAGUCAUGCUCUUUGUCAAGAGGUUGUCCUUCUGCAGUUCUAUGGUCCUUUCACAUUCUUACUGCUACCAUGUUGAUCUCAUCCAACUCUCCUGCACAGACAAUAGGAUCAACAGCAUCCUUGGUCUGUUUGCGCUUUUGUCCACCACAGGGUUUGACUGCCCUUGCAUCCUGCUCUCCUAUAUCCUGAUCAUUCGAUCUGUCCUCAGCAUUGCUUCCUCAGAAGAGAGGCGGAAAGCCUUCAACACCUGCACAUCCCACAUCAGUGCUGUUGCCAUCUUCUACAUCCCUCUCAUUAGUUUGUCUCUUGUCCAUCGCUAUGGCCAUUCAGCACCUCCAUUUGUCCACAUCAUCAUGGCCAAUGUCUUUCUGCUAAUCCCUCCUGUGCUCAACCCUAUUAUUUACAGUGUAAAGACUAAGCAGAUUCAAAAGGCCAUUAUCAAGGUCUUAAUUCAGAAGCACUCCAAAUCUAAUCAUCAGCUAUUUCUGAUUAGAGAUAAAGCCAUUUAUGAAUAAGUGCUUUGCUACAAUGGAGUAAUUGUCCCAAAGUGCCCACAC